Molecule: messenger RNA, 751 nt
Organism: Macroventuria anomochaeta
Lineage: Eukaryota; Fungi; Ascomycota; Dothideomycetes; Pleosporales; Didymellaceae
Exons: 3
Coding region: 49-468 (139 amino acids)
Biological process (GO): mitotic cell cycle; attachment of spindle microtubules to kinetochore
Cellular component (GO): DASH complex; mitotic spindle pole body; mitotic spindle midzone
Source: RefSeq, a predicted model, not a curated record
CAGCAUAUCAACUGAAAGUACACAAAACCGGAUAUUGACCAAUUCAAUAUGUCGAACUUCUCUCGUCCUAUGCCGUCGCACCUGCGCGGCCAGUCGAUGGGCGCGUCGCAGCAGUCAACUUUCUUGCAGCAGAAAAUCGCCGACAAGAAGACCGAGCUUGCAAACCUCAAGGACUUGCAGGCGCUGAGUGGUGGUCUGGCAGACCAGAUGCAAAUGCUGGCUGAUAAGCUGCAAACACUCUCGGAUGGUACAGAAGCUGUUGCAGCAGUACUCUCGAACUGGCACAAUGUGCUUCGUGCUAUCAACAUGGCAUGUACUAUCAUGCCUAAACCCAAGAACGAGGAUGAGGCCGAGACGAAGCAAGAGACGGAACCACCUCUGCCACAAACCCUUGUGCGCAUCCCAACUCAGCAUGCGCCUGCGGUGAUAGAGCAAGCCAACGCUGGAGCAGCAGCCGCAGCAGAGUGAACCUUGGAAGUGGCCAUGAAUACAGUAUUGAAGUCAAGGAAGAUCACCAGCUGAGCUCGCUACGAAGGCGAACACCGUCUUGCUGAAGACGAAGUACCGCGUCUCGAUUCGCGGAGAAUUACGGCACAAGCAGAAGAUCGCAACUCGUAGCGCGACAUGCUUAUCAGGAAGAAACAUCGAUAUCUUAGAGUCAGUGCCAUACUGCACCAGAGAGGAAUUCGGUAGCUAAAUGGGGCGGUAUCAGAAACCAAGGAGUAUCGGUGAGCGUACAUUGGAUAGCAAG